AUGGUUGAAGAGACUUUGUUGAGCGAUCUAUGCAGCUCCUGUAACGUCAAUCAACCCAAGUAUCGCUGUCCAGGCUGUGCCGCCCGGACUUGCUCACUGCCAUGUUACAAGCGUCACCAGCAGCGUGCGCAAUGCACCGGCAAACGGGACCCCACCAAGUUUGUGAAGAAGUCCCAGCUGGCUACACCCGCCGGAAUUGAUCAUGAUUUCAAUUUCCUCACUGGGAUUGAGCGUGACCUCAAGAAGGCUGAAUCGGACGUUCAGGAAAGACUCCCGUCCGUGUCAGGUGAUCCCCGACGCUCAGCACCGAAAGGACUGGUGACCGAUAAACGGUUGGCCGAUGCUGGUGUAACAGUCUUCCGAGCACCGAAAGGCCUGACCCGACAGAGAGAAAAUAAAACUCAUCUAAGUGGCAAGAGGCAUAUCGUUUGGACUGUUGAGUGGUUGCACGAAGACAAGACAAGGCUAUUAUCAGAAUUCUCCGAGACCCAGCCAGUUGGUGAAGCAUAUCGCAACCUAAUUGGCGAGACAUCCCAGAAGAGCAGUAGAAAGAGGAAACGAGAAGCCCAAGAAAACAAGCGGGAAACGCAAGAUGUUGCCCCUGUGGAUGAGGUCAGAGCAGGAGUAUUAUCAGACGAUGAGAAGUCAGAGCUCCUGCCUUCAGGACGACGAAGUCCAUCUGUUGUGGAAGAAAGUGGAGCCUCCGUCAGCGCUGCUUCAACUACAGAGGCAAUCACCAGUGCCAAAGUGGAAGGUCAUGAUGGUUCAAGCUCUCAUGUCGAUGAGCAAUUGUCCAAAUCCGCUACUCCUCGACAUCACUACUUCCUAUUGAAGCCACGCACGACUGCCAACAGACCUGUGCUCAUCCCGAUUCAGCCAACAUCCACUCUCAGUGCUUCUCUGCGGGGCCGGGCUAUACUUGAAUACCCUACCAUAUACGUCUUAACUCGACCAGACCCUCCAGCAGAGAAAUUCAUGCUGGAAGACGAGUACUCAACACAUGAGCGUGAAGAGCAAAAGGAGAUGGAAGACAUAAUGACAAAUCAUCCCGAAACUUUACGCAAGCUAGCGGAAGAACAAGCUGAGGCAGCAAAAGACGACGAAGUUGAUAGCGAAAAAGUCCUCCACGUGUUGAAGCAAGACCUAGGGAUCCUCGACCAGUCAAAUCAAUAA
Molecule: messenger RNA, 1173 nt
Organism: Aaosphaeria arxii CBS 175.79
Lineage: Eukaryota; Fungi; Ascomycota; Dothideomycetes; Pleosporales
Exons: 3
Coding region: 1-1173 (390 amino acids)
Biological process (GO): maturation of LSU-rRNA from tricistronic rRNA transcript (SSU-rRNA, 5.8S rRNA, LSU-rRNA); box C/D snoRNP assembly; snoRNA localization
Cellular component (GO): pre-snoRNP complex; nucleus
Source: RefSeq, a predicted model, not a curated record